GGCAACCCUAUCUGUCAGUGGCACGUUGAAAUGUGGCUUAUUAGCCAGAAUUGACUUCAGUAUCGCGAUGCUGUUGUCAAAAGAUACACAACACAUGCCGAGUGUUAUUUAAACUCAAAACUAUCGAAAAUGCCGUCGUGUGUCAUGAGAUAUUGCACAAAUUAUACAAGCAAAACUUGUAAACGUCAAGGCAUAACAUAUCAUUCAUUUCCAACAAAUGAACUUAAGUGCCACCAGUGGGUUAAAAUUGUACGCAAACAGAGGAAGGAAAAGUUCUGGAAACCAAAUAAAUCGAGCAAAAUAUGCUCCGUUCAUUUUAAAGACGAAGACAAGUACACAUCUGACAAGGGAAACAUAUAUUUAAAAAAUACUGCGGUUCCUGAUUUGGAUUUACCUAAUGCACAAUCAAUAUCUGGCAGACCUAACAGCCUUACUCAAGAAAAUUCGUCUGAUUUAGAGUCAUUCUUCGAUACCCCUCAAAAAGCUGCACGAAUUGAAAAUGAUACCGACAAUUUUGUUCAAUUUAAACUCGUUGGAGGAACAUUGAGGAUAAAACCGAAUAUAAAUCCUCAUAAAUUCGACUGUCAAAAGCCUUAUGAAGAAUGUAAUCGAAUGGAACGUGGACAACUUUUAAACAAAGAGACCCAUGAAAAUACAUACAUUAAAAAAUCACCCAGUGACGAUGAAUUGGGAGGAGAUAAAGAUGAAUCAGUGUCAGAACCUAUUACAAUAAGUAAUCCUGGAGCAGCUACAAAUACCCAUAGUGUAUACAUAAAAAGAUCACCCAGUGACGAUGAAAUGGAGGAAGACAACAAUGAAUCAAAAUCAACAAAGAAGAUAUCAAUUACGGAACCGGUUGAUGAUGGAAAUCUAUCAGAUUCUGAUUUAAGUUGUUCUGAUGUAGAUGAAGCAUUAGAAUCGAUAAAAGUAUCAAUGAUGCGUAAAGAGUUAAAAAAGAGGUUGGAACUGCUCAAAAAAACUCAAAAUAAAGUCAGAGCACUUCAUAAAAGAAAUCAAAGGCUUUCAAAAAAAGUUGCUUCCCUUAAGACUAUUGUGAAUACAUAUAAAGAGGGAAAAUGUUGUUGUCAUGCUAAAAUAAAUGAUGACAGUGACAGUGACAGCAAGUGAAAAAAUGAUUAGGUAAGUGCUGAUUUACACAGGGUCAGUAACUGACUACAAAUUCGAGGCAAAUCAGUGCUGACCCGAAAAAAACCCUUUGUAAACAGAUUUGAAGUCAGUACAGAGGCUUGAACUCAGCGCUGAGUUGAAUAUUCGGACACGAAUAUUUUAAAGUCAGUUGGCGCCCCCCGCCACCCGCGCACCCCCGCGUCAUCCAAAUAAACCCCGUGUAAACAGACAAGUCAGUGCGUGGUUAGUCACUGCCGCUGCGUUGUAGAGUGACCACGUUUUUUUUGCUGACGAUAAAAAUGACCCGUAAGCGAAGACGAAAUCUUAAAAUUGGUGCAAUUAUAUGGCAAAAACGAGUGCCUUUGGGAUAUUAAAUCCCAAAAUCCAUUUUCUUACCCAUUGUCGUUUAUUUUUAGUUAUCUCAUUUUCUACAAUUUUUAUUAACUCAUUCAACAGCAAAAUUGAUAAAUUUUUAAUUAAAAAAAAAAAAAAAAUUAAAUCGUCGUUUCAGUUGUUUUCGUGAAUUCAUUUUUCCCACUGACUUCACAAACGUGUGGUCACCGUGAGAAACGCACCACUACUACUUACUUCAUGUAAACAGUUAAAGUCAGUCGCGGCGCCGAAAUUGGCGCCGCGACUGACUUGUCUACUGACCCUGAGUAAAUCAGCACUAAUAAAAUAUAAUAAUGCAAUGCUUAAUAUCUUGUUUAAUUAAUGUGGAAAUUGGCGCCAUUUGAAGCACCACAUUAAAGAAAAAAAAAGAGCGCAUGUGCCGAGCACACAUAUCAGAUAUUAAACUUCUUUGGCAAGAUUAGAAGGUACCAAAAUCGUCACCUUACUCCACAACGUAACGUUAUUGCCAUGACGCGACCUUAAUAAGAGCCUAAAGAAGUUUCACUUCUAAACAUUUUUCAUUCAUCUUUGACCUGUUUAUUUUAAAAGACUUUAUCGUUAAGUUCGUAGUUGAAAAAUAUGUUUAUAUAGAUUUUAGCACGUACUAGCUGAUACAAUACUGUAUGAACUGGGGGGUUACCAUGAUGUCUUUUAUCAGCAUUAUUUCCAGUGAGGGAAAGAGAUGGCACUAGACAACUAGACGAUAUAGCUGUUAUUAUUGGCGAAUUAAAUCAAAAGUAUGCCAAUUAUUGACGAAUUGUGUGGACUAUUUUAUUAAUUAAAUCAUGUGACCUUGUAUCACCACAAAUCUGACAAAUAAAUAAUUUGAAUUUGAAUUUGAAUUUUAUUUUCCACACUGGAAUGAAUACUUCUUUAAGACGUCAUGGUAACCCCGCCACCUGCGGAUGUCAAUCCACUUUAAUUUUUAUAAUAAAUACUAUUGAGUUCACUAA
Molecule: messenger RNA, 2474 nt
Organism: Colias croceus (clouded yellow)
Lineage: Eukaryota; Metazoa; Arthropoda; Insecta; Lepidoptera; Pieridae
Exons: 8
Coding region: 130-1128 (332 amino acids)
Molecular function (GO): sequence-specific DNA binding
Source: RefSeq, a predicted model, not a curated record